Molecule: messenger RNA, 1029 nt
Organism: Rhizopus microsporus ATCC 52813
Lineage: Eukaryota; Fungi; Mucoromycota; Mucoromycetes; Mucorales; Rhizopodaceae
Product: LETM1-domain-containing protein
Exons: 7
Coding region: 1-1029 (342 amino acids)
Biological process (GO): intracellular monoatomic cation homeostasis
Cellular component (GO): mitochondrial inner membrane
Molecular function (GO): ribosome binding
Source: RefSeq, a predicted model, not a curated record
AUGUCUUUCAACAUCGUGAGACGAUCUUUUCCUGUUAAAAGACCAUUGACAACUGGCUACUCUUUCCCAUCUAGUCGUGCUGCAGUUAUUAUCAAGCCAUUACCUAGAUAUCAGCCUGUCAGACACUUUUCAUACGGAUAUGUACGUUAUAAUCAGUUACAAACUGAAAAUAAGUCUCUCUUGAACGAAACGAACGAGGCAGUUGCAAAUCAACCUACAUCUCGAAUCGGCAAGUUGAUUCAACAGUCAAAGGAAUUGGUUAAAUUUUACAAGGACGGCAUCAAACUUCUUUGGUCGAACCACAAAGAAGCUAAAGCAUUGCAGUUAAAGGUUCAGAAUGAAGGUUAUGAACUAAGUCGAUCUGAAUUUCAAUUGAUUCAUCGGGCUCAAAAGGAUAUCAUCAAGCUUAUUCCCUUUGGUAUCAUUUUCUGUAUUCUUCCUGAAUCUAUUCCCUUACUUGUUAUUUAUGUACCAGCCAUGAUCCCAAGCACUUGUUUAAAGGACAGUCAAAUUCAAAAACAACGAGAAAAAUUGGAUAAAGUGCGACAAAAGAUGACAAUGAACGUAUUAAAAUCUGCAGAACAAGUUCAAGGGGUAAAAACUCUAUUUAUUACACCUGAGGACUUUUUAUCUCUUCCCAAGUUUCAACGCAUUGCUAAGCACUAUGCAUAUGACUUUGAUUUAAGCCGUAUCGAUAGAAGACAUCUCUCUGCUUACUGCAGAUUUAUGGGUUUGAAUGACUAUGGUACUCAGGGAAUACUUAAGAAAAGACUUGCAAAAUAUAUGAAUUAUAUAGAAAAGGAUGAUAAACUUCUUGCUAAAGAGGGCAUUGACAAUUUGGAUAUUAAAGAAUUAAGCACUGCAGUUGAAGAACGUGGUAUGCGUUCUUUGAACGAGUCUGAAGAGCAAAUGAGACGUGCUUUGAAAUAUUGGCUUGCAGUAACUCAGAAUCAACAGUCUGGACAGAUCACUAUUCCACCUGGCUUGCUUGUCUUUAGUAGAAUGUUUUUACUUAAUGCAAAAUAUUGA